GUUGUCUUUCUCAUUGCGCAUGCGUCCGGGCCGGGCUCGAAAUUUGAAUUUACAGGACGGAAGUAACGGUGGCUGUGAAUAGGACAGGCGCGGAUUCGCCUGAAUAUAUGCAGCUUUCAGAGAAUGGAUCUGGCAAACGCCUCGUUGAGUUCUACGCUCCAAACUGCCAGGGACCGGAUGAGGGAAAAAUUCAAUGGGACUUUGAAGGCCGCAAAGCUUCAAACCUCUCUUGCUUCAAAAAUUAAGUCCAAAAUCUAUAAUAACUCCUCUAUUGUAAAAAUCUCCCUAAAGCACAAUAACAGGGCUUUAGCCUGUGCUUUGACUGCUGAGAAGGAGAAGGCAAGAAUGCUUGAAAAUGACAAUAUGAUUUUACAAAAGGAAGUAAAGAAGCUUCAUUUUCACAACGCGCUGCUUAGACAGAACUUAAGUCUUGUGAAUAAAAUAAUUUCGGAUAUUGAUAUAUUCAUGAACAUUAAACUGCCAGAAGCAAUUGAAAUAAGCAGCAUAAGUGAGUCUUUAGAUCCAUUGGCCACAGAAGAGCGAAAGCGAGAACGUUUCAGUCAGGAAAGUAGACUGUCUGUAGAUGAGCUUCAAGGAUAUAGACUGACAGGCAUGGCAUUGAGAGUUCCUUCCAGUUCAACAGAGCAGCAGAAAUCCAGCAAUGUUCCAGCAGUUUUACUGAAUGAAGACCUUAUCACUGCACAAUCUGCAGAUUCCAGUGUUGACAAAGAGAAGCCAGAUGGACAGCAUGAAAUUGAGAUGUAUACUUCUCUUUCAACAGCCGAAGAAUGCGAUUCAUCAUACGAUAAAAAUACGACCCGUGAUUCUUCCUUAAGUAAGAAAGUUGGUUCUGAAUUGCCUCUAGGUGAAGACAGGAUCCCAAGCAGUAGAAGUGGAGGAUUUGUAACUCAGAGAAGGAAAAGGUCUACAGCAUCUACUUCAAGUAUACAGUCUUUGAAUUCAGACUUUAAUCAAAGUAAGAAAUCAUUAGAAAUUGGUAGAGAGAGCUGCUUCAGUACACAGUGGGAAAUCAACAAACAUGACAGCCAUCCUCAUGAGCCAGGACAUGCAGGUGUAACUGGAGAUAAUGCCCUACAUUUUGAUCUUGUAAGGAAGUACAUAUUGGAAACGUCAUGUUCACCACACUCCUUAAAUCCAGACAAAAACUUUGAAGCAAAGAAAGAAACCAAAGACACACAUCUUGAUACUGAAACUACACAUCAGCCUGAUCUGCUACAAUCAGGGGAAUGGGAUCUACAUCCCAUUGUUAAUAGGCCUGUGGAGCAAGAGAAAACAGUGUAUGAAGCUGACAUGGAAAUGACUUCCAGUGACUCUGCUGCAAUUGUUGCGGUCAUGCCUAAAAGAAAAACAAAGGCUUCCAAAACAAAACUACCGGUAAAACAAGAUGGGAGAUCUUUAAGAAAGGUAAAGACAACGGCACAUGAAAAAGCAAGGCAAAGUAGUUCUUGUAAAGAGAAGGAAAGCAGUGUGUCAUCUAGAGAUGAAGAAAAAAUUGAAUUGAGUUCAACUAUUGAUAAAAACAUACCCUUAGAAUUCAAACCGGAUUCAACGGAUAAAUAUGAUAGUCGGCGUACAAUUGUUUUACCAUGCCCUGUAAACAAGGAUAAGUUUGAUGUUUUUGAAAGUGAAGCCAAACUGAUUUCUGGUAAAAAUAAAGCCACUCCUUUGGUGGCUUACAGUGUACAAGAGUCAUUCACUGAAAAUGUUGAUGAAAAUAUACCCUUGGAAUUCAACCCUCCAGAAGACUUCAGAGAAGUUUUAACUGAUCAAUAUAAUAGUGAGCGCACAUAUGUUUUACCAGGCCCUACGGACAAGGUAAAGACUAAAGAUUUUGAAACUAAAACCGAAUUGUAUCCUAGUAAAAAUGAUGCCAAAACUUCAGUGGACUGUAGGGUUGAGGAAUCAUCCACUGAUACCAGCUAUUUAUGUGAUGCAAAUAGUGACCUGGGUUUUGCUGUAGAAAACGUGCCAAGUUCAGGUGUAAAACACAACAUAAAUGACAAAGUAGCUAAGAGAAAAUCAAAACUUGGCAAAAGGCCUGCAAAAGAUUUGGAAAACUCCAAAAAGAAACGUAAAAUAACUACAAAUUUAAGCGAUCUAGAACACCUAGGUGAAGGUCAUGGCAGCCACAAAUCCAAUGAACUGGACAAUGCCCAAAUAAGCAAUACUAUUCCAAGUAUUACUAUGAAAAAUCUAAAACCCGCUAUAAGAAGGGAAACCUAUGUUUUAAAUUCAUCAAAGCCAGGUUGCAUGCUGUCUGAGUUCAUCCCUGCAGAUACAGGAAUUGAUUGUAGGAGGAAAACCUUCGUUAUCCCACAGCCAAAUUGCCUAAUAUCUGUUUCAGAAGAGAAGGCUAAGACUCUUGAUCAUCCUUUGCAGUCUUUAACAUCUGCUGAGUAUAAAGAUGUUCAACCGAAAGGUAAAGAUGUAAGUGUCACGGAAAAGACAGAUUCAAAUUUUGUCAACACUUCCUUGGAUAUGGACUUUACUAAACCUUUAGGUUUUAUGAAAUCCAAAUGUAAAGAAAAAAAACAAAAUAAAAGGUCAUCAAAUCUCUUUUCUCAAGUAGACAAAAGAAAGACUCGUAUAUUAACUACAAAUCAGAAUGUCAUCAGGAGUGAUAAAGAUACACUUGUUCGUGAAAGCUGUGUUAGUGCGCCACAGAAACACACCAACGAGCCAACUAAGUUCCUAAAUGCUGUGACUGCAAAUGAACAAGACUCUUUUAUGCUUGAUAUGGUUAGUGAAUCCAUUCUUGAUGGAACACUCGAUUGUCCUAGUUUUUUAGAGUUCCCAUCAACCACCGAGCUUGAAACUGCUUGCAUGUACAAUGCUUCUUUGAAUAACAUCCCUCUUCUCGAUUCUCCUGUAUCCGAUGAGCGUGACACCAAGGAAAACAAGCAACCUAAUGCUUCUAAGAAUUUAGAUCAUCUUGAUGAAAAUGACAAUGGCCUUGCACAAGAAAUCUUUGAAACUAGAAGUAAUCAACAUUGCAAGGUUGAAGACCUGAGCAUGGAAAUUAAUGAAGCAGAUAAUAAACCAUUUCAGGAUUUGACAAACAAAACACAAGACUUAACUAAGCAGUCUCCCAAAUCCUCUACAGAUGAUCAGGAGGAGGAACAAGUUCAUACUAGGAGAAGACGCAAUCCUGUCAACUACAAGGAGCCAAGCCUGGGAAAAAAACUACGACGUGAUGUCACUUCUACCGAUGAUGAAAUAUUAAAGAUGCCUGUUUCCAAAGGAAAGAGGAAAAAAGGAGGUGGUAGGAAGAAAAAAAUCAUAUCUGAAGAAUGCCCUACAACAAGUAUGUAAGAAAAGAAUUGUCAGCCAUUGGUUCCAGGAGACGAAUAUUCCAGAAAGUGCUUAGAAUUUCAAGGAACCUGUUGGUGCGAACUGUAUUUGUAUGAAAGGAGAUUACCUUGUUUAUUAAGAUCUUUUGUUUAAACUUGUUCUCUGGUCACAAAUGCCAAUGCAUAUCUUUAUAUUCGAUGUAUAAAUUCCAUGUUUUUUAUUCAAUUACAGUUGUGUAUUUUUGCAUCACCAUCAAUUUUUAUUCAGUGAGCACGGUGUAAUGUACAAAAUGAAGUGGUCCAGCUAAAUACCUCUAAUAACUGAAUUGUUAAGGGCUCAUAAUGAUAACUUUUCUUUGUAAAAUGGUAGUCCACAAAAAGUGCUCUGUAAUUAAAGUGCAACUCCAGCUGAAAACUUCUUUCCUCUUUCGUUCAUUGACAGACACCGCAACUAAAAUCUUGACCGUAGGGUUAUAUCGCCUGAAGGUGGCGAUAUAACCCUAAGGUCAAG
Rana temporaria (common frog) is the source of this 3822-nucleotide messenger RNA. RefSeq names its product shugoshin 2 (gene SGO2). Gene Ontology annotation, cellular component: nucleus; chromosome, centromeric region. The transcript is spliced from 9 exons. NCBI's taxonomy places the organism in Eukaryota, Metazoa, Chordata, Amphibia, Anura, Ranidae. Gene Ontology annotation, biological process: meiotic chromosome segregation. The record is from RefSeq and is a predicted model, not a curated record. Bases 124 to 3333 code for a protein of 1069 amino acids.